AUGAAGUUUGCGCGCGAGUUCAAGGCAGCACUCCAGAGCGGGGAUUACCCCGAGGAGUGGUGCAAGGCCGCCAUUCCCUAUCCAACCCUCAAGAAAUGCCUGAACAAGAUCCGCGCCGAGUUCCAGGCCAUGGGCCUCGACGCCGACACGCUACGCCAGCUGCUGGCUGCUCAGGCUGUGUCUGAGCGCGGUGACCAGAUUCCACUUGCUAAGUACAAGUUUGAUGUGAGCGACUCUGCCGUUCAGACACACUUUACCAUCUUCGUCGACCUCGAAGAUGGCGUCGUUGUGGACGCCUCACUUUCGCCCGCAUCCAAGGCUUUUCUUGAAAAACAGGCCGAUAUUCGGCGCAGCUCGGUUGCUGAUGACCAACUUACCGGCGAAACCAGCCUAGAUGGUGGCUCGCCCAUGCCUGACGCCAUUGUCGACGAAUCGGCCGACGAGAGCGGCCCGUCGUCAAGCCUCUCAUCCCCGCCCGGUGAGCGUGUAGGCUCUAGUGGCACGGGCGGUGCCCGCCAAAAGAGCUUCCAACGUGUCGAGGUGUCCCUGACAGCCGACAGCGAGUUCUUUGGUCUCAUCUACCGCGACAUGGCUGAGCUCGAGCGCAUUGGGCAGGCUGAGCAGGCUGCCAUCACGGCCGAAGUCGUGGCGCUGGGUCAGGAAGUGUCGGCCGUGGCAAGACCGGAAAGGAAGAAGCGGACGUGGUUUGGGAGCUCAUUUGCAAAGGCUAGUGCAAACCAGACGACCACCGCCGUCGCUCAUCACAAAUACGCCAGCGACCUGACUCUCUGGCGCGAGCUGUUGGAGCUGUACCUCGACGCCCAGGUCUUCUUUUCCACACGCGAACGCGACCACGGCAAGGCCCGCACAUCUGCUCAGGCGUCGCGGCAGCUCGACUGGUUCCAGGAGCAGGUGAAGAGCCGCGGGCUGCUGCAGCACUUCCAGCUGGCCGCGAGUCUCGCCACCUACCAGCACUUCUUGAUGCUGAACAAACGGCUCUACCUCAAUCUGCGCUUCCGCGAGCUCAACCAGACUGCCCAGUCCAAAAUAUUGAAAAAAUUCGACAAGUGGACAGCCCUGGACGUAUCGCGGACGUUCCCCGACGCCACUCGCCACCACCAUGAUAUGCUCGUCGAUAGCUUAGCCCGCGACGUCUGCGCCCGCAUCGCCGAGGAUGUCGUCGCCGUCGUGCCCCGCCUCGAAGAUUACACCUGUCCGGUCUGUCUCAGCAUCGCCUGGAUGCCUGUGCGCCUACUUUGUCGCCAUGUGUUUUGUGUCCGCUGCGUCAUCAAGAUGCAGCGUGAAGAACAAAAGUUUUGUCCCUUGUGCCGCGGUGAGGUCGUCAUGCAGGCUGAUCUCGACAACCUGGAUGCCGAUCUCCAUAGGUUCUUGAAGCUCUACUUCCGGCAGGAAGUCAAGGAGAAGCAACAGGCCAACGAGAUUGAGCGUGGACAAGAACUGUUCGGCGAAGGGUACAAACCGACGUCCUGCGUCUUGAUGUAG
Messenger RNA from Sporothrix brasiliensis 5110, 1503 nucleotides. RefSeq names its product ring-14 protein. The coding region runs from base 1 to 1503 and encodes 500 amino acids. Lineage: Eukaryota; Fungi; Ascomycota; Sordariomycetes; Ophiostomatales; Ophiostomataceae. The transcript has 3 exons. Gene Ontology annotation, molecular function: metal ion binding. The record is from RefSeq and is a predicted model, not a curated record.